Gamsiella multidivaricata is the source of this 746-nucleotide messenger RNA. Its product is annotated as ribosomal protein S27a-domain-containing protein. Lineage: Eukaryota; Fungi; Mortierellomycota; Mortierellomycetes; Mortierellales; Mortierellaceae. Gene Ontology annotation, biological process: translation; protein ubiquitination; modification-dependent protein catabolic process. The transcript has 3 exons. Gene Ontology annotation, cellular component: cytoplasm; nucleus; ribosome. The record is from RefSeq and is a predicted model, not a curated record. Gene Ontology annotation, molecular function: protein tag activity; ubiquitin protein ligase binding; structural constituent of ribosome. Bases 93 to 746 code for a protein of 217 amino acids.
UGGUUAUGGAUCGCAAGAGGUUCUUGGCUUUCUCGAUGAACCAAAGGACAUAGAAUCCCAACCCUGAAUCGGAGGGAAGUUUGGAGUUGUAGAUGCACACGAGAAGCGAGAAUAGGAAGCCCAUUUGUUCAUUUCUCAAUCUUGUCGUCGUGCAUAUCAAGUUCUUGGAGUUCUUGAGCAGCCUUAUCGGAAUCGUUGUUGCUGGCAUCAUCCUUGGGAAUACGGGGGCAGAGUUUGCCGAGCAGGAUUCUGUCUGUCUCAUCGAUGCCGAUGUCGAGAUGCAGAUCUUUGUCAAGUCCCUCACCGGCAAGACCUUGGCCGUCAACGCCCAGGCUGGCGAAACCGUCAACAAUGUCAAGGCCUUGAUCCAGGAGCGCGAGGGUAUCGCUGCUGCUGUUCAGCGUCUGUCCUUCGCAGGCAAGACCCUCUCCUCCGAGACCCUCCUUGCUACCAUCCCCGCGAUGGCCACCUUGGACCUCAACAUUGACCUGUUGGGAGGUGCUAAGAAGCGCAAGAAGAAGACCUACACCACCCCCAAGAAGAUCAAGCACAAGAAGAGAAAGGUCAAGCUGGCCGUUCUUAAGUUCUACCAGGUCGACAACAACGGCAAGAUCACCCGUCUCCGCCGUGAGUGCCCCUCCGAGACCUGCGGUGCUGGUAUCUUCAUGGCCUGGCACCACGACCGUCAGUACUGCGGUCGCUGCGGUCUGACUUACGUCUUCAAGAAGGAGGGCGAGACUGCCUAA